This is a messenger RNA of Chaetomium globosum CBS 148.51, 2079 nucleotides long. RefSeq lists its product as uncharacterized. The record is from RefSeq and is a predicted model, not a curated record. NCBI's taxonomy places the organism in Eukaryota, Fungi, Ascomycota, Sordariomycetes, Sordariales, Chaetomiaceae. The transcript is spliced from 4 exons. The coding region runs from base 1 to 2079 and encodes 692 amino acids.
AUGGCGUCACUCCCCGUGAGGAGCGCUCGUCUAGAAGCUAACCCCGUGUCACCACGGCGACAGCACCGGAUUCCAGGGGACACCAGGAACCCGCCGGCGCGCCGAGUAGACAAAGUUCCCUUGCUCUUCGAUACCGCCAAGCAGAAGAACCUUUCGAAAUCCGUGACAGAGUUCUUCUCCAAGCUCAGACCCAGCAAGCGCCCCGAGCGUGGUAACACCAUCCGACCUCCACCAGACAGUUACGAGGAGCGUCAGUCGGCAGAGCCCAGAUCGCCCAAGCCGACCGCAAGCUGCCGAGCAGAACGGUCAAGCUCCCUUGGCCGCUACGGCCCGGACACAAUCCCGGCGAGCCGCUGGAACACGCCCGUCACACCACCGCGGAGAGCGCAGACCACCACCCUCACCCCCAGCACGCGCGACCUCUUCCUCGCCAAGCGGGCCCUGCGCCGACAGCGGCACACACUAAUCUCUAGCGGCGACUUUCUCGGUGUGACGGGGGCGAACCCGUACACGGGCGAGCCCGACCUGAUCACGCCCCCGACCAGCUCGGACGACGCGGUGGUGACGUCGUCGUCGUCGCCGACUACGGCUACGGCGACGGGGACAGGUACGGGUGCGGGUAUGGGUGCGGAUAUGCCGGAAUGGGAGUUGGGGAACCUCAGAGUCACCCCCAUAGACCUACACAGGCUGGCGGACGAUUGCAGAGGCAGACGGAUACCCACCAGCCGGGUAUUGGAGCUGGACGAUCUGAGGGCGGCAGAGUCAUGGGGAAGCAGCCAACUGUGCAAUCUGGACAGCCUCCGCGACCCGACCGACAUGAUUCCGAAGGCGUGCUCGAUGGGGGUAAGUCAUGGCCUGGGCCAGGCGUUCCAAUCUGUCUGCACACGCACCAUCACCACUACUGGCUUCGGACACAGUCGGCCUCGGCACCGCGCCGUCGCCCAUCUCUUCGACGGGACGCUCGGCGGAUCACACGAAGCUCCUCGGAGUCGGAGAGUUCUGAUGCCCAGAGCGCUCUCACAGUCAACAUCACCCCCGUUGUCGACCGGGAUGUCCGAGAACGUUUAUUCAAACCGGCUGGCUUCCCCAGGCCAGAUGCAACUGAGCGUUUGGUUCAAUCCCAACAGCCCGGGUCCGCGGACGGCGACAUCGACGUUGGACCAGAAGAAGGUAGGAAUCGACCCGUUGAAGGGAAGCCCUAUCCCCCAUCCGCUUCGCAAACCAGGAGCAGACAGCGAUACUACAUCGCCGUCAACCGGCCAAGGGAGAACAGCCCCCGGCCCGGAGAAACACUCGGCAAAGCCCAACCCGAUCGCAGCGGAAACCGAAAACCGCCCAGCACAGCGGGAGCAACCGGACUGGGAGAUGCGCAAAACAAUGCGCAGCCCCUCGGGCAACGGCAGUCCCCAAGACGAAACCGACACCCACAGGUCGUCACACACGUCCACACGCACGUCCACGUCCCCCACGUCCCCCACAACACCAGCCCAACCUCCGUCUCCCGGAACGGCCCGGGCACCAUGGCUAAACCAAGCCGCAGCCGAGACCAUCGCGCGUGGCGCAGCACGGACGGCGUUUGCACAUCACCAGGGAGGCUCGGGAUGGGCACAGCAGACACGGGUGCCGGUAUCGGCGCCGGACCCCGGCCCCCAGCCGCCCCACCGGGCACGGGCACGGGUACAGGCGGCGGGAACGAGAGCCAAGCCCGCGGCCAAGCCCGGGGCGGGAGCGGAGACGGGGUCGGGGCAGGGGUCGGGGCAGGGGAAAGGAACGGGGAAGGGGAAGAGUGAGGGCCGGGGGGGCAAUGAAAAGAAUGGCAAGGAGAUGGGGAAGGAUAAGGACAAGGAGAAAGAGAAAGAUAAGGAGAAGGACAAAGAGAAGGGAAAGGGGAAGGCAAAUACAGCAGAUCCGAACAAGAUCGAGGCCAAGCGUUGGGCGCGGAGUGCCAUGCUGAUGUUGGUGAAAGUGGUGGGAGCGUAUUGGCAAGUGGUGAGUCCCGUGUUUGACGGAGACUCUCAGCUCAGAAAACGAAUUGAUAAGGCCCAGGCGACUCGAGGCGACGCGGUGGUUAUUGUGUAA